AUGGCUAUGACACCACAAACCUCGGACUCCUCCCUGUCGGGGGGACCCAUUCGAUCCAUGCAGGAGCCGAUCGCAGUUGUCAGCAUGGCAUGUCGAUUACCGGGACACAGCGAUUCCCCGCAGAAGUUAUGGGAAUUCCUGGUGCAAGGAGGUGUGGCAGACACCAAGGUCCCAGAAACACGAUUUAACCUGGACGCCUUCUAUGAUGGGUCUGAUCGACCGAAGACAAUGCGCUCUCCCGGCGCCAUGUUUAUGGAAACUGUCGAUCCAGCGAAGUUUGAUGCAUCAUUCUUUAACAUUUCAGCGCAGGAGGCAACGGCCAUGGAUCCUCAACAACGGAUCAUACUGGAGGUUAUCUAUGAAGCAUUGGAGAAUGCCGGCCUCACACUAGAGUCGCUAGCGGGCCAAAGGUAUGGCUGCUUCGUCGGAGGUCACCCUGGAGACUACUGGGACGUGUUCGCACGGGAUCCAGACUCCAGACCAGUCAAUGCGGGCAUUGGUGGCUCCGGCACAAUGUUGAGCAAUCGCGUUAGUCACUUCCUGGGUAUUACAGGCCCUAGCAUGUCCCUUGAUACCGCUUGCUCCAGCUCCUUGGUAGCGCUAGACAUGGCAUGCAAAUUCCUUCAAACCGGCGAGAUUGACGGAGCCGUCAUCGCGGCAUCCAAUCUGGUCCUACACCCCGAAUAUGGCUGUGACACUGGGCCGAUCAGAAACACCCACUCGCCAACCGGACGCUGCCACACAUUUGACGCCAAGGCAGACGGGUAUAUAAAGGCCGAAGGAAUCAAUGCAGUGAUUUUGAAACGGCUUGAUGAUGCCGUACAAGCUGGAGACCCAAUCCGAGCGGUAAUUCGAGGGACCGCGAAUAACCAUAGCGGUCGCACCCCAGGUAUUGCGUCUCCCAGCGCUGAUGCCCAGGCCGCUGCGGUGCGCACUGCAUAUAAGAAUGCCAACAUCACUGACUUUUCUCUCACGUCGUACCUCGAAUGCCAUGGAACUGGUACAUUGGCUGGAGACCCAGUUGAGGUGGCUGGCGUCUCCUCGGUCUUUGCAGAGUCCCGGGCGCAUGAUAGACCACUGCACAUUGGAUCGAUCAAAAGUAAUAUCGGGCAUUCGGAGACUGCUGCGGGUUUGUCCGGCUUGAUCAAAGCCAUCAUGAUCUUGGAAACCGGGCUCAUUCCAGGAAAUCCGACUUUCGAAACGCCUAACCCCAACAUCGACUUCAGCGGGCUGAAGGUGAAGGUUAGUCGCAGUGCCAUCCCUUUCCCCAAGGACGUCCCGUUUCGACGUGUAGGGGUGAACAACUUUGGAUUUGGUGGCAGCAACUCCCACGCAAUCUUGGAGGAGCCGCGAGUUGUUCAGUUGGAUUACUGCCCAACGCACAAAACAUCCUACACACCUCCUAGUCUGGACUGUGCUGUGAUCGAAGCUGCUGCCCAGCAACCAUAUAUUCUAUGCUUCUCGGCAAACAACCAGAGCUCCCUCAAACGUUACAUUGAGGAGUUCUCUCAGCAUUGCGCCAGCCCGAGCGUACACCUGAAUGUCCGAGAUGUGGCCUACACACUCGGUGUACGCAGAAGCCAGCACUUCCACAGAGGCUACCUCAUCACCGAUAAUCUCACACACAUCGACCCGACAAGGGUGGUCUAUGGCAAAAAGAGUGUCAAUGCCGUGAAUGUUGGGUUUGUUUUUACCGGUCAAGGAGCACAAUGGCCGCAGAUGGGCUUAGAGCUACUGGCAUCAUUUCCGGUGGCCAGGAGGUGUGUGGAAAAGCUGGACAAGGUCUUGCAUCGUCUGCCCAACAGGCCGACGUGGUCAUUGUAUGACGAAUUGACCAGGCCAUGUAGCCCUGAGCAUAUCCGAAAUCCGGAGCUGAGCCAGCCACUGGUCACUGCGUUGCAGAUAGCAAUGGUCGAACUCUUCCGCAGUUGGGGGAUCUCGCCAACCAGUGUUCUUGGGCAUUCCUCGGGCGAGAUUGCGGCUGCGUACGCGGCUGGCUACCUCACCGAUGCUGAAGCGAUCGUUGUCGCAUACCAUCGUGGCAUGGCGUCUCAGACAGGGCAACCAAACGACACCCUGCCUCUCGGGAUGCUCGCGGUGGGGUUGGGUGCAGAGCAGGUCUCGCCAUACCUGGAUGGGUUGGAAGGGGUCCAGAUUGCCUGUUACAAUAGCCCUGCAAGCGUGACCUUAUCUGGGCUUUCCUCGGUGCUCGAGCAAGUGAAAGUCAGACUCACGGAGGGUGGAGUGUUUGCUCGCAUGCUCCAAGUCGACCUGGCGUACCAUUCCACAUAUAUGGAGACAAUUGGUGACAUGUAUGAGCAUCUGCUCAACCGGGACCUCCCAUCAAUCGCGCAGGAAUCCCCACGGUCUAGCGACGUCACAAUGUUUUCCUCAGUCACUGGAUCCCAGCAAGAGGUCUGUCCGGGCAUUAAAUACUGGAAGAGGAAUAUGACUUCUCCUGUUCGCUUCGAGGAUGCGGCUCGUGCUAUGUUAGGUGGAAAGUCGUCGGCCACUUUGUUGGUUGAGAUUGGGCCUCAUGGUGCGCUUAAAGGACCCAUCACACAGAUUCAAAGGGCCCUUGAGGGGACAGCAGCCAAAAUUCCCUAUCUUUCAGCACUGAACCGAGGCUCCGACUCAAUUCAUCACACGCUCGCAGUCGCCGGCCAACUCUUUCUGGCGGGUGCUCCCAUUGACCUUGAGAAGGUGCUUGCAGACAGCAAAGAAACCCGUCCCAUGGUGAUCGUGGACCUGCCAAACUACUGUUGGGACCAUUCCACACCCUACUGGUUCGAGACACAAGCUAGCAAGGACUGGAGGUUUCGCCCAUUUGUUCAUCAUGACUUGCUGGGAAGUAAAAUCCUUGGCACAUCGUGGCUCCAUCCCACAUUUAAGAAAACCAUGGAUCUCAGUCUUCUCCCGUGGUUGAAGGAUCAUCGAAUCGGGACCGACGUCGUAUUCCCCGCAUCAGGAUACAUCGCAAUGGCAGUCGAGGCAAUGUACCAGACCGGAUGCAUGCGUAAACCAAACGAUCCAUUCCCACUCUCCAACGAGCUAAGUUACCAAUUGCGCAAUGUCCGAUUCAAUGCAGCGCUUGUUUUGGAAGAAGAGGUGGAGAGCGAGAUCUAUCUGACAAUGAGCCCAUUCCCGGGAAGCAAUGAGAACUGGUUUGAGUUCUUAAUAUCUUCUCGUAGGGAUGGUACCAUUACAAAACAUGCAGCUGGAUUGAUCCGGCUCCAAGAGCCUGUCCUUGACCCGGCUGAUGAGAAAGAUAUUGCACCAUUCGAGCAUGCCUCUCCCGGGCACUUAUGGACAAAGGCUUGCGCUGAGCUUGGGUACCACUAUGGUCCCGCAUUCCACCUGUUGGAGAAAGUGGAAUCGCGUUUUGGGCAGCGACGGGCUCGCUCGUUAAUCACACUAGCAGACCCUCCUUCAGCUCAUGAUCCUCAGUCUUUGUAUCCCGUUCAUCCCGCUGCGCUGGACGGUGUAUUUCGGGCCGUUGUACCUGCAGCGAUCGCUGGAGACCGCAGCAGAAUGGCUGAGACCCUAAUUCCCGCCAUGGUGGAUGAUUUUAUUAUAAACCCCACUCAUCGACCAGACGCAGGCAUCGCGGUUGCUUCCAGCUAUUACUCUGGGCGCGGCAGAGAAGAUACGGAGAAGAGCUAUCUUGGAAAUACUUCCGUAUAUGAUCCAACUAGUGGCGCUCUACUGAUUCGAAUGACCGGAUUAUCGAGUCAUAGGAUUGAUCUAGGAAUUGAUCCGGUAAAUCGACAUACCCUCACCCAGGAUGUCCUGAAGGCGGAUAUUUCCACGCUGAAUGAGAAGGCCAUCCAGGAACUUGGACGAGGGCACACGAACCUCACUCCAGUGCUUCUGGAUUUAAUGAUGCACAAAAAGCCCUCCCUGAAUGUGCUUGAGAUUGAUUUGGGAACUCGGGAACCCAGAAGCGUCUGGCUUCAAUCCCUGGAAACGGGCGCUGAGUUGCAAUACCAAUACCGUUAUCUGGCCCGCGAUGCCACAAAUCUUUCUGGUGUGGAAUCGAAGUACCGCGAUCAAGCUAAUACCUCCUUCCAGCUUCUGGAUCUAGAAAGUAGCCACUUGGGUGUGGAGAAUCAGGAAAGCUUUGACUUGAUCAUACUCAAGGCCGUCUCGCCGUUGCCUCCCAGGUCAGUCGCCGUAGUGGGAGCGUUGAAAGACCUACUCGCACUUGAUGGUCAUAUACUGGCAACCGAUUACGCAGAGACGAGCCUUAAUCCGGAGUCAGAAUCCUCGUUGGUUCAUGUGGUUGAGAAUGUGACAUUCGCCAAGGUGCUCUCCAUUCCAUCCGAACCAUGGGCAACCUUUUUAUGCAGACCACGAGUACUUGCAGAUCGCGCUUCUGCAGUAGCGAAGCAGCUGCAUAUCAUCUACAUGGAGGAGAAUACUAUCCUACCGCGUAUAGUGGAACAAUAUUUGACAGCAGCAGGGUGGCAAGUCACCGAGCAUCAAUAUAUGACUGCAAACGUACCGGCCGGGGCGCCUGUCCUUAUUCUUGACGAGUUGUACUCGCCCCUUCUUGUCCACAUUAAUGAGGCACAAUGGCUGUGCCUGCGCCACCUCAUCACCAGCGGCUGUAAACUUAUCUGGGUCACUCGAGGCGGCCAACUGUCUGCCUCCGAGCCAGGUAGUGCCUUAGCUGCUGGGCUUUUCCGCUCAAUCCGAUCCGAGGAUCCCGCGGCCACACUAAUGACCUUGGAUAUGCAAAGUCAAGAUGCAUCAGCGGCACUGGCUGCUGCUCUUCCCCUGGUUCUUGAGCAACUCCAGAUGCGCCAAGCUGAUUUGGUAAGCGAUAGCGAAUAUGUGGAGAAAGACGGUAUCCUACACAUCCAUCGGGUUGUACCCUAUCAUCCUCUAAACCAUGAGAUUAAAUUGUGGAAGGAGGAAUUUGUGCACACCUCACUGUCCACCGAUGGUCCUAUCACACGUCUAGUAGCUGAGGAACUCGGUACUCUAGAAGGCCUACGGUUCGUCCAAACACCAGACGAGAUCCUCCCUGACAAUCAUGUUGAAAUUGAGAUUCAUGCCGCUGGCCUAAAUUUCAAAGACGUUGCUGUUACGAUGGGCAUAGUACCCGAGAAUGAGCGUCUACUCGGCUUGGAGGGGUCAGGCAUCAUCCGUCGAGUUGGAUCUAACAUUGAUGAUAAAACUAUUAUCGGCACUCCUGUCGUCUUUAUGGAGAAGGGAGCCUUCGCCAACCGCAUCCAGGUGCCAAUUGAUUUCACACAUCGUAUCCCAAACACGAUGUCCUUCAGCGAGGCAGCUACAAUUCCAGUAGCCUUCUGUACGGCACUCUACUCCUUGUUUGAUAUGGCAGACCUGCAACCUGGACAGUCGGUCCUUAUUCAUUCUGCGUCUGGCGGUGUUGGAAUUGCUUGUAUUCAAUUAGCUCAGUAUGUCGGAGCGGAGAUCUAUGUGACUGUUGGUAGUGAUGCAAAGCGUCGCUUCCUACAUGACACAUACAAGAUCCCGUAUGAACGCAUGUUCUCAUCCAGAUGCUCCAAGUUUGCCGCUGGGAUCAUGAAGGCCACCGAUGGGAAGGGAAUUGAUGUGAUCGUGAACUCGAUCACGGGAGACUUGCUCGAUGCCACAUGGAGAGUAUGUGCCGCGGGUGGGACUCUGGUUGAACUUGGCAAGAGAGAUAUGGUGGAACGUAAUACUCUAUCCAUGGAGCCUUUCGACCGGGGUUGUUCAUUCCGUGCUGUAGAUCUCUCCCAUCCACGACUGUUACGGAAAUUGCCUAGUAUCCUUCGCCGUGUCUUUGAUCUAGCAAGCAAAGGCCAUAUUCACCCUAUUAAUCCAAUGACAACCUUCCCCAUCACGCAGGCUGCGGAGGCCUUUUCUUAUAUGCGUAGUGGAAAGCACAUUGGGAAGGUUGUGAUUGACGGAAUGGCUGCUGCGGAGGGGAUGUCAGCACCGGUACGCCCUCUGCGUCAGGAUAUAACAUUCAAUACCGGAUCUGCCUACCUCAUUGUAGGUGGUCUCAAAGGUUUGUGUGGUAGCUUAGCCUUGCACCUUGCCCAGCGAGGUGCCCGCCAUUUAGUGGUGAUGUCUCGCAGCGGGUGUGCGGAUUCUCGCUCUCAAGCAGUCAUUUCCAAUUGUCACGCGCUUGGAUGCAAUGUAUAUGACUGCCGCGGUGAUGUGUCACGCAUCUGUGACGUGCGACAGGCUUUUCUCCAAGCCCCUGUCCCCAUCAAGGGUGUCGUACAGGGUGUGAUGCUCCUGCGUGACCGACCCUAUGAGUUGAUGACGAUCAACGAGUUUCACGAAUCUAUUGAGGGGAAGGUCCAAGGCACAUGGAACCUGCACAAUGUUUCCAUCGAAAUUGGCCGCGAACUAGAUUUCUUCCUCCUCCUUUCUAGCAUCUCCAGCGUGGUGGGGAGCCCAGGCCAAGCAAAUUAUGCCGCUGCCAACAGUUUCCUUGACUCUUUCGCUAGUUAUCGACGCUCCAUGGGGCUUGCCGCCCAGACAAUUAACCUGGGUGUGAUAGAAGACGUUGGAGUUGUGGCAGAAUCAGAGGACCUAAGUCGGCGUCAUGAAGCAUCCAAGGAGUUGAUUGGCAUCCCUGAACGUGUGCUCCAUUGCAUGGUCGAUACUUCACUCCGGCAACAGUUUCUUCAGCAUACCCACCAGCCAAAUUCAGGGGGCUCAGAAUUCCCAACUCGACUCAUAACUGGACUCACGGUGCCUCAAGACCCAGCUCAAUCUGGCCUGCGAUUUGAUCCUCGCUUCCGUGGACUGUUUGUCGGGAAUUCGAACUCUCAGGCCAAUGCAGGAAAACCAACUGAUGAACUCGGUGCCGCACUCCAAUCGUUCCACGCGAUGAUUCGCGCUGGUGCAGCGGCCGACGAACUACACGAACCGUGUCUAAGCAUCCUCGCCACUCGGCUGGCGCGGAUGUUGCGCUAUAAUGAAAACCAACAGAUUGAGCCUGGGCAACCGCUUUCGGUCUAUGGGCUGGACUCGCUCUCCAUGGUGGAACUGCGGAAUUGGAUCAAGGCUCAGAUGGGGGCUGAGGUGACUACCUUUGAUGUCCUUAACGCCAAUAGUUUGAUCAUGUUAGCACAACGGGUCGUGAAUAAGUUACGCCGUGAAUAA
Molecule: messenger RNA, 7131 nt
Organism: Aspergillus pseudonomiae
Lineage: Eukaryota; Fungi; Ascomycota; Eurotiomycetes; Eurotiales; Aspergillaceae
Product: type I polyketide synthase
Exons: 8
Coding region: 1-7131 (2376 amino acids)
Biological process (GO): fatty acid biosynthetic process; secondary metabolite biosynthetic process
Molecular function (GO): phosphopantetheine binding; fatty acid synthase activity; 3-oxoacyl-[acyl-carrier-protein] synthase activity
Source: RefSeq, a predicted model, not a curated record